AUGCACCCCAAAAAAGAGAUCCAAGCAGCCGAACUGGGGAUCGACCUCUCAUCAAAAAUCGAAUCAGAAUACUUCAAAUGGUUCCUCGCAUGUCUCCUGUUCGGCAAGCCAGUCCAGCAAGCCGUCGCCAAGCGAGCCUUCCUCGAGCUCGUCCAGGAGGGCAUCACUUCACCGGAUACUAUCCUAGAUGCAGGAUGGGAUCGACUAGUCGAGAUCCUGGAUGAGGGUCAUUAUGUCCGGUAUGACUUUUCGACUGCGACUAAGUUGCUUGAUGUGUCGCGUGCUAUGAAGCAGGAAUAUGGUACAUUUGGGGAGAUGUUGAGACGCUUCGGGACGGUUGAGGAAUUGGAGGUGCGGAUGCAGGAGUUUAAGGGGGUCGGGCCGAAGACGGUGGAGAUCUUCAUGAGGGAUAUGAGGCCUUUGCUUGAGUAG
Aspergillus bombycis is the source of this 432-nucleotide messenger RNA. Its product is annotated as ATPase involved in DNA replication initiation. The transcript has a single exon. Lineage: Eukaryota; Fungi; Ascomycota; Eurotiomycetes; Eurotiales; Aspergillaceae. Bases 1 to 432 code for a protein of 143 amino acids. Gene Ontology annotation, biological process: DNA repair. Gene Ontology annotation, molecular function: catalytic activity. The record is from RefSeq and is a predicted model, not a curated record.